This is a messenger RNA of Dimorphilus gyrociliatus, 2628 nucleotides long. NCBI's taxonomy places the organism in Eukaryota, Metazoa, Annelida, Polychaeta, Dinophilidae. The record is from the annotation of a GenBank genome assembly.
AGUCGUGUCACAUGACCUAAAUCCAAGAUGGCAUACAUAUCUUUACCGUUGAAAAAAACUUGGGAAGUAGACUUUGAGAAGCCUUUGCGUCAGUUCAUCAGUCAAACCUUUGAAAAUAUUCAAGAGAGCGAUUAUAAAUCUCCUCUGCAGGAUUUGAAUCGUUUAAGGCAGAAUGUUGUCUCAAAAUGGAAUGAUAAACACGAAUCAGCGUUAGAAGUAUUAUACAGAUAUUAUGAUCAACUGAAGGCGAUUGAAGCGAAAUUUCCAAUAGCAGAAAAUUCUGUCAGAAUAAAUUUUAAAUGGCAGGAUGCUUUCGAUAAAGAAUCGCUGUUUUCGGGGAAAAAAACUCUUACUAUAGCAUCUGCAAGAUACGAGCAAGCUUGCAUUCUUUACAAUAUAGCCGCUCUGCAAAGUCAAAUUGCUGCUUGUCAAAACAUUUCUAGUGAAGAUGGAUUGAAAACUGCAGCAAAAUUUUAUCAACAAAGUGCUGGAAUUUUGAAUUAUCUUAAAGACAAUAUUUUGUCAAUGCUGCAACGUGACCCAACAUUGGACAUUAAUCCUGAUUCUCUUUUAACACUUUCUAAUAUUAUGCUUGCCCAAGCUCAAGAUGUUAUUUUAGCUAAAGCCACCGAUAACAAAAUGAAACCCAAAGCAUUGGCAAAGUUGUGUAUGCAAGCUUCGGAUUUAUACGCAGAAGCUUUGCGCAUGUUACAACUACCCAGUUUGAGAGAUAUGUGGAAUAAAGAUUGGAUUAAUUCAGUUGCUGGAAAACAGGCAGGAUUUCAUUCCUUAGCUGAAUACUAUCAAUCUCAAGUUGCUAAGGAGAACAGAGAAUACGGAGAAGAACUCUCUAGGUUGAAGCAGGCAAAAAGUUUAAUGAUGGCCUCUGAAAGUAGGGCAGGAGCAGGUCUUUUCCCCUUUGGUUCGGAUUAUCAAAGAAUAUCAAAAGCUCUUAAAGAUGCCGAAAAAGAUAAUGAUUUUAUUUAUCAUGCAAGAAUUCCAGAUCAUGGAAAUUUAGUAACAAUUGAGAGAGCUGCGGUUGCUAAACCAACUCUAUUUAAUGACUGUGACAAACUAUCAGAAAGAUUUUCCGAUUUGUUUGAAAAAAUAGUCCCAUUAGCUGUCCAUCAAGGAAUUGUUGUCUUUGAACAAAAGAAAGAUACUAUCGUUCAUGCUGAAGUUUCAAAAUUAAGAGAAGCUACUAAUACGCUAAAUGGAAUUAUGGCUUCUAUGAAUCUUCCGGCUGCAUUAGAAGACUCCGGUGGAUCGAAGUUACCUCAAUCUGUAUCCGAAAAAUCUGCAAAAGUCAGAAGUGAAGGUGGUAUCAGUGGAUUAGUUAACCAAAUGAAUGAGCUACCAAAAUUGUUGACGAGAAAUAAUGAACUUCUGGAAGAAAGUGUCAGAAUGUUGGAUGAGGAAGCACAAAGUGAUAAGCAGUUACGGGAGCAAUUCAAAGAAAAGUGGAAUAGAACACCGUCGGAACAAUUAACUAAGCCACUGAGACAGGAAGCAGACAAAUAUCGACUAAUAAUUGACAACGCCAUAACAGCUGACAAGACAGUCCGAGGAAAAUUAGCCAGAUAUGAAAGAGCUAUUGGUCUACUAAGUAAAUCAGAUGCAGAAAUUACUAAAGAAUUGCCAGCUGGAGGAUCCAUGUCCCUCAAAGAUUCCCCUGUUGUCAACGAAGUCAGACAACUAUGUUCAAAGGUUGAAACGUUGAAGGCGGAAAGACAAGCAAUUGAAGCAGAAUUAAAAGAGGGCAGGUCAGACAUUGUUGACCAAUUUACCAGAGCCCUUGCUGAAGACGGAGCCAUCAAUGUUGAGUCACUGUCAGAUUCUCAGUUGGAGAAAAUAUACUCUGAAUUGAGAAAUCAAGUUGAAGCCAGCAUUAGAGAUCAAGAAAGGAUUGUGGCGGAUUUGCAGAGAGUAUAUUCAUCUGCAGGAUCUGGUAACGCCGGAAGUCGAGAAGAAAUGCUAAAAGAACUGGCGGCUGGAUUUGAUCUAUUUGUUGAGCUCAAAGGAAAUUUGGUGGAAGGAACCAAAUUUUACAAUGACUUAACAGAAUUACUAGUUAAAUUCCAAAGCAAAAUUAGUGACCUGUGCUUUGCUCGUAGAACUGAAAAAGAGGAUCUUAUGGCAGAUGUACAAAGGAAUAUAAUUCAAAGACCAACCAGCGCUAAUCCCCCUGUUCAACCUAGUUAUCAAACACCAACAAGUGUUGGAGGUGAAAGUAAACCUCAGGCGCCGGCUAGACCUCCGCCGCCUAAAUUUCAAGCCCCUAAACCACCGACUAGGCCAAUCCCCCCCCUCCCAACUGAAACUACGACACCUCCAGAAAUAAAACCUCGACGUAAACCCCCUCCUCCUCCUGUACCUGCAGCUAGGGGAGGUGAAGGGAUGCCGCCAGCUUCAUCCCAACCUCCACCACCGCAAUAUCCUAAUCAGCCGACGGCUCCUCCAACAGCUCAGCCAGGAGCAGUUCCACCAUACGGCUAUCAAGUUGGAUAUGUGCCUAUGCCAAUGCCUGGAGGAUAUAAUCCGUAUUAUCAACCACCACCACAACAACAACAACAACAACCACCUUCAUCCGGAUAUUUACCAUAUCCUACCUACCCUCCUCACCAAUAG